GCGGAACUCAUCUUGAGUGUAGGGAUGUCAGCCGGCGGGAUUUAAAGACGGCUUCAGUUCCGGCGCCACCGGAAGCAAUUAGAAGAUGGCGUCCUCUUCACUGAGCGGGUCGGCUGCUGCCGGUGGGAAAAGUGAGUUUCGUAACCAGAAGCGGAAGCCAGAGAACCCAGAUGAAUCAGAGCUCCUCACUGUUCCUGAUGGUUGGAAGGAACCAGCUUUCUCCAAAGAGGACAACCCCAGAGGACUCCUGGAAGAGAGCAGUUUUGCAACUUUGUUCCCCAAAUACAGAGAAGCUUACUUGAAAGAAUGUUGGCCUUUGGUGCAGAAAGCCUUGAAUGAACAUCAUGUUAAGGCAACCCUGGACCUGAUCGAAGGUAGCAUGACCGUCUGCACUACAAAGAAGACUUUUGAUCCAUAUAUCAUCAUUAGGGCCAGAGAUCUAAUAAAACUGUUAGCAAGGAGUGUUUCGUUUGAACAGGCUGUACGAAUUCUUCAGGAUGAUGUUGCUUGUGACAUCAUUAAAAUAGGUUCUUUAGUAAGAAAUAAAGAAAGAUUUGUAAAAAGAAGACAGCGGCUUAUUGGUCCCAAAGGAUCUACAUUGAAGGCAUUGGAACUCUUAACAAACUGUUACAUUAUGGUUCAGGGAAAUACAGUUUCAGCUAUUGGACCUUUUAGUGGUUUAAAAGAGGUACGGAAAGUAGUCCUAGAUACUAUGAAGAACAUUCAUCCAAUUUAUAACAUUAAAACCUUAAUGAUUAAACGAGAGCUGGCAAAAGAUUCUGAAUUACGAACACAAAGUUGGGAAAGAUUUUUGCCACAGUUUAAACACAAAAAUGUGAACAAACGCAAGGAACCAAAGAAGAAAACUGUUAAGAAAGAGUAUACACCAUUCCCACCUCCACAGCCAGAAAGUCAGAUUGAUAAGGAAUUGGCCAGUGGUGAGUACUUUUUGAAGGCAAGUCAGAAGAAGCGACAGAAAAUGGAAGCAAUAAAGGCUAAACAAGCAGAAGCUCUCAGUAAAAGACAAGAAGAAAGAAAUAAAGCUUUUAUUCCACCAAAAGAAAAACCAGUUGUGAAACCUAAGGAAGCUUCUACUGAAACUAAAAUUGAUGUGGCUGCUAUCAAGGAAAAAGUUAAGAAAGCCAAGAACAAGAAAUUGGGAGCACUUACAGCUGAAGAAGUUAAGCUUAAAAUGGAAGCAGAUGAAAAGAAAAAGAAAAAAAAGUAACAUGUAAAAAAAAAACUGAACUAAAACUUAUGUCAUUAUCUCCUUUUGUAAAGGAUUUUGAGAAUCUAAGGUAUUAAUCGC
This is a messenger RNA of Oryctolagus cuniculus (rabbit), 1309 nucleotides long. It is a transcript of the gene KRR1, whose product is annotated as KRR1 small subunit processome component. Gene Ontology annotation, molecular function: RNA binding. The record is from RefSeq and is a predicted model, not a curated record. Lineage: Eukaryota; Metazoa; Chordata; Mammalia; Lagomorpha; Leporidae. Gene Ontology annotation, cellular component: small-subunit processome; nucleolus.